AUGCACAUCGAUGGCGCCAAUCCACACCCCCCAGACCCACAGUACCGCCCUGUAGAUGACUACCGACGUAUUAAAGUCAUCUGCAUUGGUGCCGGAAUGUGUGGUAUUACCGUUGGAGCAUUGUUCCCCCAGGCGAUACCGAAUCUGGAUUUGACGAUCUACGAGAAGAAUUCGGAGGUUGGAGGAACUUGGUUUGAGAACCACUAUCCUGGAGUCCAGCCAGAUCUUACCCCGCACACAUACCAAUACACCUUCGCCAGCAACCCAAAUUGGUCACGCUUCUACCCACCCGGCAAGGAAUUCGAGCAGUACCUUAAAGACGUGUCCAAGCAAUUCAACGUCUAUAAGUAUGUAAAGUUUGGCCACAAGUUCCAGACCGCGAAAUGGCACGCGGAUAUCGGCCAGUGGGAGGUCCAGGUUUUGAACCUAGAAGAUAACACGGUUAAAACCGACUACGCCGAAAUCCUCAUCAAAGCCACUGGCUUCGUGAACGCGUGGGAAUGGCCAAACGUACCCGGGCGCGAGAAGUUCAAGGGCAAGAUGGUGCAUACGGCCAACUGGGAUGACAGCUACGAUGUUACGGGAAAGAGUGUCGCAGUGAUUGGAUACGGAUCAACAGGCGUCCAGAUCACCCCCGCUAUCCAACCAAUUGUCAAAUCUCUCGACCACUACGUCCGCGGAAAAGUCUGGGUGCCACCAGGUGGAGGCACCAACUUCCAAGAGUUGGCUGAGCGAGGCGUAGAGAAAAACUUCGACCACCCCCGCUGGGAGCGCAAGUUCUUCUGCAACAACCCCGAAGCCUACCUCGCCUACCGCAAGAAGCAAGAGCAAUGGACCAACAUGGUGCAAGCCGUGCAGCUCAAAGGCACGGAAAUGAACGCUCAAUUCCGCGAGAUGCUGAAAGAGAACAUGCGGCAGACGUGCAAGGCCAAGCCCGAACUCGUCGAUAUCCUCAUGCCGGAGUAUGCGCCAGGCUGCAGGCGUCUAAUCAUGGGACAGGCGUGGCUAGAGGCGUUGAAUAAGCCGAAUGCGAAUCUGAUUCCGAAGGGCGUGGAGCAGUUCACGGAGAAGGGCAUUAUUGACACCGAUGGGGUUGAGAGGGAGUACGAGGCGAUCAUUUGCGCGACAGGGUUUGAUAAGAACAUGGACAACCGAGAUACCCCCUACGUCGGCCGAAAUGGCAUCACGCUACAGCAAGCCUGGGAUCCCGACCCAGUUGCGUACUUUGGAGUCGCAGCACCGGAUAUGCCGAACCUGUUCAUCAUGUUUGGACCGAACUCGGCGCCGUUCGCUGGCUCGAUCGUGCAUACGUUCGAGGCCGCGGCGAAGUAUAUCAUCAAGUGUAUCAAGAAGAUCCAGCUCGAGUACAUUAAGUCCAUGGUCAUCAAGCAAAAGGCAGUCGACGCCUGGGUAAAGCAGGUCGACCACCACAUGAGCACCACAGUGCUUUCCGAAAGCUGCUUCACCUGGUUCAAGCGCAACAAGCCCGAAGGCCGCGUCAUUACCUCCUGGCCCGGCUCCGCCAUGCACGGCUACUUCGGGUGGGAGAACCCGCGCUACGAAGACUUCGACUACGAGUCCUGGUUGCCAGAAGAUGCGCCGCUGUCGUAUCUGGGAAGCGGGUUUACGGUUGCAGAACGGGACAAUGGAGAUACCACGGGCUAUAUGUCGUACACUGAUAUCAAGACGGUCCUUCCGGUGACGGAAUAUGUUGAGGAUACGCCGAGGUUGUAGGGGUUCUUUCUUGUAUGAUGUCGAGAUAGAGGACGAGGGUUGAUACUCCUAUACUUCAUAUAUAAGCGAAUUUCAUCUGUGUCUGAA
Messenger RNA from Mytilinidion resinicola, 1821 nucleotides. Its product is annotated as FAD/NAD(P)-binding domain-containing protein. The record is from RefSeq and is a predicted model, not a curated record. The transcript has 7 exons. The coding region runs from base 1 to 1734 and encodes 577 amino acids. Gene Ontology annotation, molecular function: N,N-dimethylaniline monooxygenase activity; flavin adenine dinucleotide binding; NADP binding. Lineage: Eukaryota; Fungi; Ascomycota; Dothideomycetes; Mytilinidiales; Mytilinidiaceae.